GUCUUGCCCAUGGAAUGUAAACCGGAAAGAUUUCUCAAGCACCAUCUAUCGGUGGAAUUGUCUUCAUUACCUUUAGAGCGACUCUGCGUUACACCGACCGCAAGGAUAGGCAUAAUCUAAAACAAAGAUCGCGUUACAUACAAGUAUAAACAAAGAGUUCUGCUUUUUGUAAAUAAACAGGAUUUGUCUAAUAUUUUUUAAAAUGACGUGUAUAUAAAUACAUUUCCUACGGAAUAUUUAAAAAAAAUGUGAUUUACUAUUAAUUUUUAUCAGACAGAAUAUUAGGAGAUUUUGUUCCAACAGACGAUGAUAAAGCAUGUUUUACAAUAUGCUGAGCCUUUUCCCGCCGGUUCUCACACCAAAACAAGAACGAGAAGAAACGAAGUGGCGGAUCUAGAGGGAGUUGCCAGUUGGGGGGCUUUAACAUCCUCGGAGAGGGAUAGAGGAACCCCACUUAUCAAUAGUUUUUUUUAUUAUUAAAGUAAAACUAUCUCUGGUUACAGAUAAGUUUUAACUUUAGUUUUAUAUUUAUUUGUAAAAACCUCCACCAGAAUUCACCUGUGUAUCAAACUAAGUGUGGAGACGCAGAUGUACCUGUAAUAUGAGAGAAACGAACGACAACUCUGUUAUUGAUAUCAAUAUGUAUCUGUCACGAUUGACCCGAUUGGUUACAACCCAAGUAUUUGGUUCAUAGGAUUUACUUGAUUUAUCACAUUACAUUAUUUAUCAAAUUAAAUGGUUUAUCAUAUUAUGCCCUGAUUUUGGAUUUAAAAUCAUAUUUACUUCUCAAUUAAUUGUUUAAUGGAAUUUGAGAUCUCAGUAAUAUCUUAGAAACAUGACUUGUUUACUAUUACAUGUAACAUGUACUAAUAUUGGAAAACCACUCGGCUCGAACAUGCCAUUAGAGCUAUGCGACCCGUCAAUGAGGUCUAUUACAAACCCAUGUGUUUUCGUGUACAUCAUUAUGCUUGGAAAGUGAAACUGUAGGAUUCAACACAUAGUCGGAGCGAAACUACUCGACGUCGAAUCCUCCGCCACCUCUAUGUCAUACAUACGGUAAGGGGUUCACAAGCAGGGGCAGAUAUAAAAAAUAGUUCGCUGUUUUACUGUUUAAUUUGAUGAUUUUAAGGUAAAAUGUAUAAGAAGAAGUAGAAACACGAAAUAUUAAUUUAAAAUACCUUUUUCUUUUUUCGUCAAAGAAUGUUUUUUGUGAUGUAUUUUUGGAGAGUAGGAAUAUUUCGCAAUCCCGAACAUGGGCGAAGUAGUUCCAUCGACGCCAUAUUUAUUUACGUUUUUGUGUACUUUUUCUGCUCUGCUGGUUUCCUCGGAUUUUUUCCAUAUUCAACAGUGUAACCGACUUUUCCCUUCCUUGCAGUAGAGUUAUAUUCCAGAGAUGCAGGAAAAAAGUCUUAAAGACUUGACACUGGAGACCAGUGGAAAGGAUGCAGGGGCAUAUCCAAUGGGGAAAAUAGUAGUCGUCGUUGCUAAAGUAGGGCACACUGCCCAGUUCAAAGGCAGUAGUGGCACAAUGGGCAGUAUGCUGAACUUCAGUAUUGCAGACAAGACAGAUACAAUGCUGGCUACUCUAAGUGACGAAAGCCAAAUGGUGAAAAUCCAACAAGGAAGAACCCUUCAGCUCAGAAACUUCCUCGUUAAAGGAAACCGAGUUGUACUCUCAGCCCAUUCAAAAAUCAUGUAUGCGCCACCACUCAACUUGCCAAAGGAGCAGACAGAUAAAGCUGUUCUGCUAAUUCAACCAACCUCUCCAUCCAAAACAAUAAAAGAGGCUCUGGAAACGUCCCUACGGGAAAUUGUAUCGGUACAGGGACAGGUCAUUCGGGAUGAGGCUAUUAAAGUAGUUCCCGUUGGACAACAACAAGCAAACAUAAGAACUGUGUGCUUGAAGGACCAAGGGCACACCAUGGACGUCACACUAUGGAGAAAUCUUACUGAAAUGGACAUCAAAGUGGGCGAUUUCCUAGAGUUAACUCACUGCAUUGUCACAGAGUGGCAAAAGAAGAAAGCGUUAAACACUACAAGAAAUACUGUUAUCAAGAAAGUAGAACCACGUACAUUGGUGGUAAAGGGCGAAGUAGAGGCUUUUUCUUUUGGAGAUCAGGAAUUUGAACUAUGUCUGGUUGAGGAAAAUAUAUGCCAGGACAUUAAAGUGAAUAUUGGAACUUUCCAAGGCGAACUCGCAAAGAAAGUAGAAGAAGCAUCCACUUGGGAUAUUUCACAGUUAGAAAAUUGUGUCGUGUCCAUGCUACCAUUCCCAGUAGAAGCAACUAUGAGUGGAUCAGAUGUGCAAACAUUCAAAAUCCUUUGAAGUUAAAAAUUUGAUCCCAGUUAUUUGUUGAUGUUUCAAUCAAAUAGUUAUACAUGUACUAACUGGGUUUUUUUUUCUUAUCUUGCAACACAUGCAGUUACCAUGUAGUAAGUCAUUGAUAUUAGUAUUAUUUUGGUAGUUUACCACACUAGAUUUUUUUGUUGGGUCGAAUUCAUGUUUCAUUUUUGUAAAUUUACUGUAAGCCAAUUGUUAUUUAUGUCAUAUUUAAUUCGCAACUCCACAGUCUAAGAAGCAAUCCUGCACAAUUUUCACUACAGACGGUAAAUUUCACUACAAAUGCAAAGUAGAAAAAAAAUAAUUAGCAGAGAAAAUGGAGAUAAAAAUACUUGCCUAUUAUACAAGACCCAAUACUUUUAAAUAUAUAACAUGAAUAAAACUUGGUUUACAGUAUUGUAAGAUGAUGCUAUUGUUCAAAUAGUAAAAAAGAGUGGUUUCAUUUUCUUAGGCAGAAAAGUAAUUCCUGUUUAUCACUGUAUACCAGUGUGCCUUGCCAUGGAUUUUUCAUAUGUAGUUAAUGAUUUUAGUCUUGUGUAUUAAAAACUAUUUGUAUUUUCAUAUACAAAUACAUGUACAUCAUAAGAAAUUAUACCUCAUUUUCCCUUCUUGCCAACUCAUUUUUAUCAAAUCAUUUAAUAGUGCAAGUCAUAUUAUUUAGGAAAGUAUUUGGAAGUAUUUGUAAUAAUGCAUUCUGUGCCAAAAUUACACAUUUGUUAUAUUCUGUGCCAAAAACAAAACUAUGCAUACAUAUGUGCUAACUAGUGGUGCCUUAUCUAACAUAUUCAUUAAAAUGCCUUGUAAUAUGUUGAACUUAGCAGAAAUAGACAGGGCAUUUUCUUUCUUUAAAUCACAAUAACUGGAAUGUUCUUACAUCUUAUUCUCAAACUUUUGUUACCUAUAAUAAUCAAAUACAGUUGUUUCAUUUUUAGACCAUGAUGUGUCCAUAAUUGCAUAUGAUUGUGAAGAAACUUAAUGAUUCAGUAUGAUAGAAUAAAUUUGUCACUAAACAUGUACAUGUGUUUGUGUAUAUAGAAACAAGCUGUAUACUAAUACAGUGUUAGAUGUUUGUUUGUUUUAAUGCUGUUGCAUUAUUUUAUAUUGGACCAAUUUUGUUUAGUAUACAUUGCACAGGUACAUGCUUUAUGUAUACAAGGGUAAAUAUUGUUUUGUUCUGGUACCAAUUGCAUGGUUGUUCAUGAACUUUCCUAGUACUUUAAUGCUUAGAUGUUUCUUUUUGACAAGAGGACAUUGUAAUAGUGAUUAUACUGUUAUGCAUUUUGUAUUUGUCUUCUACCUCUUUCAGAUCUCAAACUUUUAUGUUUCUGGUUUUUUUUGAAACAUGAUUAUUUCUUAACAUUGAUAAUUUUUUUUUACCAUAUGUAUAUGAUUGUUAAAGUCAUUGUUUUAACACAGUAACUGAAAAGCAGAAAUCAUUAUGUGAUCAUAGUCAUACAUUUAUUAUUUUUGUUCUAUACACACUUGUAAUUCGUAAACAUUCCUCAAUGUUUUAAGGAGAAAUCUGAAAAGAUAUAUGUCCAUAAUUUCAUAAGAUUGUGAAAAACUGAACUGUUUUGUAGUUUGUGUCAAAUUGUCACUAAACAUGAACAUGUACUUGUGGAUUUAGAGACAAGUUGUAUAUAUUUACAAUUUUAGACGUUUGUUUGUUUUAAUGCUGUUGCAUUAUUUUAUAUUGGACCUAUUUUGUUUAGUAUACAUUGCACAGGUACAUGCUUUAUGUAUACAAGGGUAAAUAUUGUUUUGUUCUGGUACCAAUUGCAUGGUUGUUCAUGAACUUUCCAAGUACUUCUUAGAUGUUUCUUUUUGACAAGAGGACAUUGUAAUAGUGAUUAUACUGUUAUGCAUUUUGUAUUUGUCUUCUACCUCUUUCAGAUCUCAAACUUUUAUGUUUUUUUUUCUUUUUUUUUUUUUUUUUGGAUACAUGAUUAUUUCUUAACAUUGAUAUUAAUAAUAUUUUUUUUUACCAUAUAUGAUUGCUUAAGUCAUUGUUUUAACACAGUAACAGAAAAGCAGAAAUCAUCAUGUGAUCAUAGUCAUACAUUUAUUAUUUUUGUUCUAUACACACUUGUAAUUUGUAAACAUUCCUCAAUGUUUUAAGGAGAAAUCUGAAAAGAUAUAUGUCCAUAAUUUCAUAAGAUUGUGAAAAACUGAACUGUUUUGUAGUUUGUGUCAAAUUGUCAAUGAACAUGAACAUGUACUUGUGGAUUUAGAGACAAGUUGUAUAUAUUUACAAUUUUAGACGUUUGUUUGUUUUAAUGCUGUUGCAUUAUUUUAUAUUGGACCUAUUUUGUUCAGUAUACAUUGCACAAGUACAUGCUUCAUGUAUACAAGGAUAAAUAUUGUUUUGUUCUGGUACCAAUUGCAUGGUUGUUCAUGAACUUUCCAAGUACUUCUUAGAUGUUUCUUUUUGACAAGAGGACAUUGUAAUAGUGAUUAUACUGUUAUGCAUUUUGUAUUUGUCUUCUACCUCUUUCAGAUCUCAAACUUUUAUGUUUUUUUUUUUUGUUUUUUUUGUUUUUGAUACAUGAUUAUUUCUUAACAUUGAUAUUAAUAAUAUUUUUUUUUACCAUAUAUGAUUGCUUAAGUCAUUGUUUUAACACAGUAACAGAAAAGCAGAAAUCAUCAUGUGAUCAUAGUCAUACAUUUAUUAUUUUUGUUCUAUACACACUUGUAAUUUGUAAACAUUCCUCAAUGUUUUAAGGAGAAAUCUGAAAAGAUAUAUGUCCAUAAUUUCAUAAGAUUGUGAAAAACUGAACUGUUUUGUAGUUUGUGUCAAAUUGUCAAUGAACAUGAAUAUGUACUUGUGGAUUUAGAGACAAGUUGUAUAUAUUUACAAUUUUAGACGUUUGUUUGUUUUAAUGCUGUUGCAUUAUUUUAUAUUGAACUAUUUUUGUUUAGUAUACAUUGCACGGGUAGAUGCUUUAUGUAUACAAGGGUACAUAUUGUUUUGUUCUGGUAUCAAUUGCAUAAUUGUUCAUGAACUUUUCAACUACUUCAUUCCUUAGAUAUGACACAAUUUUAAAUAACAAUAGUACAUUGUAAUAUUGUUUAUACUUACUUGCAUUUCUGCAAUUUUUUUAUAUACAAGAUUACUUCUUAUCAUUGGUAUUCAUGUCAUUUUUUUUAUACCUAUAUCAUUGGUAGAGUGAUUUCUUUUCUUUAAAAAAGUAAUCGAAAAGCAUACAUAGUCAUCAAUUAUUACUUAAACAAAAUAUAAUUUGUAAUCACGUCUCAUUUUUUAAAAACAGAUUGUUUUGAACUAAUAAACUGAAAAGGAAUAUCACUUCUACCGGUAGUAUAAUACUACAUUUAAAACUGCCUGAUAUAUUGUUUGUCAAAUUUGUCAAGAUAUAUCUUUUUAUUGUAAGCAACAGUUCUCCAUAAACAAAUAGUUGUUAAAUAGCAAGCCCUAGGAAAAUUCUUGUUUUCAUACAGUUACAUAAAGUAACUAAGCAUAAUAUUUUGCUCUACUCAAAAAAUGUGUUCAAAAACAUUUAUUGCAUGUUAAUAAACUUGUUUUACUUUUAA
Molecule: messenger RNA, 5890 nt
Organism: Saccostrea cuccullata (small rock oyster)
Lineage: Eukaryota; Metazoa; Mollusca; Bivalvia; Ostreida; Ostreidae
Exons: 4
Coding region: 1394-2326 (310 amino acids)
Source: RefSeq, a predicted model, not a curated record